CUCUACCCCACCCCACCACCCCACUAAAGCUACCCCUCCAUUGUACCCUCUUUGCUCACUUCUACCAACCAUCUUUCCUUCACCUCUCCUCUCGCUCCACUUAUGAGAUCUAUCUUCAACGUUUCUUCCUUUAACCGUCUCACCACUCGAGCUUUCACCUCAACCACACGCGCAAUGGGUGUCCAGAAGACCAUCAUCCAAGAGGGCAACGGCCCAUCCCCUCAGAAGGGCGACACCGUUACCAUGGAGUACACGGGCUGGCUGAAGGACGCCAGCUCUGACAAGGGCAAGCAAUUUGACAGCACAACUGGCCGUGGUCCGUUCCAGACCCAGAUCGGUGUCGGCCGUGUCAUCAAAGGCUGGGAUGAGGGUGUUGUGCAAAUGAAGCUUGGCGAGAAGGCCAGGUUGGACAUCACCAGCGACUUUGCUUACGGAAAUCAGUCAUUCCCUGGUCUGAUCCCUCCCAACUCUGACCUUAUCUUCGAGGUCGAGCUUAAGAAGAUCAACUAAGUCGCGGAUAAAGGAUAAGGAUGAUGGGAGGCGAACGCGGCAGUCGUAUCCAGGCUGCAAGGAGAUGGCCUAUGGAGGAGUGGAAACUAUACUGUAAUCGAGAAUUGAAUCUUGAGAAGCAGGUUUGUCGCCGCGGCAUCAUGACUCCAUAUUCUUCUCCUCUCUCUCUACAAUCAAUCACCCUCCUUUUCAACGAACAAGUCAUUGUUUCGUCCCAUAUUUCAUCCCAUGCGUAGCUGUGUCCAAUACCUCCAAACACGCUUCUCUCUGAAGACUCAAUCUCUUCAACAAGCUUUGUGAUUUCUGUAAUGGUCUACUCAUCUAAACACCAUAUAGGAAUAAUGCGGUUUGGUAAGGAUUGAUUGCUUGUUUCGCC
This is a messenger RNA of Bipolaris sorokiniana ND90Pr, 886 nucleotides long. RefSeq lists its product as uncharacterized. NCBI's taxonomy places the organism in Eukaryota, Fungi, Ascomycota, Dothideomycetes, Pleosporales, Pleosporaceae. The transcript has 3 exons. Bases 175 to 510 code for a protein of 111 amino acids. Gene Ontology annotation, molecular function: peptidyl-prolyl cis-trans isomerase activity. The record is from RefSeq and is a predicted model, not a curated record.